AUGACAACCAUGAUUUCUCAUAAUCCAACCGAUGGUGGGACAUAUACAUUCGCUUCUAAGCCUCAAGCAGUACGGCAGCGGCAGAAGUAUAGAAAUCCUUAUCCCCAACAGGACGUCGAAGCAGCGAAAUUUGGAAAUUUAAUGCAUGAUCGGCGUGUCGUAAGAGGAAAUACAUACGCCUUGAGAAAUUUACCUGCGGAUGCACAGCCGAAUCCAAUAGAAAUUCAGAAGAAAGAAGAGUCUAGACGACGAGCAAUUGCUAAGAAGAGAGCCAAAGAACAAAUGAAACCUAAAACUCCAGAACCUGUUGAAGGACGUCAACAUAUCGAAAUUCAAACUGAAUUAUAUUUAGAGGAACUAUCAGAUCGGGUAGAAGAAGCCGAUAUCGAAGUGCAAACUGAUGCUUUUCUCGAUCGUCCACCGUCUCCUUUAUUUAUACCCGCUAAAUCUGGAACUGAUGUAGCUACUCAAAUACUAGAAGGGGAUUUGUUCGAUUUCGAUAUAGAAGUUAAACCAAUACUAGAAGUUUUGGUUGGCAAAACUGUCGAACAGGCACUACUGGAAGUGAUGGAGGAGGAAGAAUUGGCAAAUUUACGUACACAGCAGCGUAAGUUUGAAGAACUUCGUAAUGCUGAAUUGGUUGAAACUCAAAGACUGGAAGAGCAAGAGCGGCGCCAUAGAGAGGAAAAACAGAGGCGAAUUAAGCAACAAAGAGACGUCCUGGAAAAAGAGCAAGAAACUUCAGAAAAACUUGCUGCCAGAGCAUUUGCACAGAGCUAUAUUGCCGAUUUGGCACCAUCAGUUUUUGGGACUCUUCGGGAUAACGGUUACUUCUUUGAUCUCAUUGAAAGAUCGGUUGAAUCAUCAUUUAUCCCUCAUCUUAUGAGUUGCGUUGAUAAUAAUCUGUCCCAAGCAGUCAUUGCAAGACGAAUCCUUAAUGCUUUGAUACGUGAUGUGACAACAAAAAGGGCUGAACAAUUUAAGAAAACUGAAGAAGAAGAGGCUGUAGCAGCAGCAGUCGCAGCUGCUAUGGCAGCCUCAUCACAAACACAAACAGAUUUGCCUACUGUACAACUUGAAGUAACAACAGAUCAGCCAACCAUUGAAGAAGAUGGCACUAAUGAAAGAAUAAAUGAAGAAAAUGAAGAAACUGAUGACAUUAGAGCCGAUGUUAUCAAUGAAGAUGAUGAUCCGGAAGCAUCUCCAAGACCAGAAGAAGAAGAGGAAGGGAAUGACGAACAACAAUAA
Trichoplax adhaerens is the source of this 1248-nucleotide messenger RNA. RefSeq lists its product as uncharacterized. The transcript has 8 exons. The record is from RefSeq and is a predicted model, not a curated record. Lineage: Eukaryota; Metazoa; Placozoa; Uniplacotomia; Trichoplacea; Trichoplacidae. The coding region runs from base 1 to 1248 and encodes 415 amino acids. Gene Ontology annotation, cellular component: cilium.